UAUUAUUUAUAAAUUGUUGGUAAUUUAAAUAUCGAACCUGGUAUUCCGUUAAAAAUUUCAUCACCACCUUGGACGAGAGGCAUUUGGCUUGGCUUCAUUUUAUUUUCCUAUAGCUACAUUUUUUGUUGUGAAAAUGGAUCAAGAAGUUCAAAAUUCUGAUACCGAAGUUUUCGGAAGAUGCAGGUGCUGCUUAGAACUUGGCAACGUGAAGGACAUGUGGACUCCGUAUCCAUGGGAUGGAGCUAAUGAAAUCUAUGGUGAAAUGCUCAUAGAAACGUUCUCAAUAACUUGGGAUUCGUCAGCGACCAAUGAGGUGAUUUGUGAAAUGUGCGUGGGAAGACUACGGGACGCGCACACUUUUAAAAGGGAGGUGUUGGCCAGUGAAAAGUUGCUAAUGGACGGAGCGUUAGAUUCCGAAUCAGAAUCCGUAAAUGAAGAAAAGUUAUCAGAGAUGGAUCAGUACGAGAUCAUUACAUACCAUGAGGAAGGCGAAGAAGACAACGAUGAAAUUGUAUUCGAGCAGAUUGAAGAGGAUGAUGUGCAAAUCAAACAAGAAGAAGAUGAGGACAUUGAAUAUGAGGAAGUUGAAUAUCUAGACGAUGAAGUACCAGAAGAACACCAAAAGAAGGAGAAAAAAAAACGCAAAGCAGCUGCCGCUAAAUCGUCUAAGAAAGCAAAAGCAGUGAGCAUCAAACAAGCGCCGCAAAGUGGCAGAAAGCGGAACUACAGGAUGUACACCGAGGCGACCCUCCGUCAAUGCGUGGAGGAAGCAAUGUCAAGCACGGAGCCUCUGUCCAAGGUGGCGGCGCGCUACGGCAUCCCCAGGAAGACUCUGAUCGCUAGAGUAUACAACAUUAAGCACGGGCUGAAACCUGAAACGCCUAAAGAGAUCGCAACGCAUAUGAACAACGAGCGACACUACCAAUUCGUGCAAGAAAUCACGAAGGUGCUGUCCCUCACCGACGCUGUUCCUUUCAAGGUAAAAUCCGCCAGGUACUUCUGUGCGUUCUGCUACACUGCCAGUGAGAGCUUCGAGGACCCCAGCGAACUCAGAGUCCAUACAGCCAGCCACGGACUGAAAGAAAGACUUGACAGACUCGACCAAAUCAUGAGGCCGCCGUUCCUCAACGAAAUGUUACGCGUAGACAUCGAAAUGUUCAACUGCACGGUCUGCCAAACCCGCAUACCGACGUGGAACGAUAUGUUCGUGCAUCUGAAGGAUUUGCACGAUAUUGAACUAGACCAGGUUUAUGACAAAUUGAUUCCGUACAAGCUGAGCGCUCAUAAUAUAGUUUACUGCGCGCUGUGCAACGAAGAUUUCCCGAAUGUAGCCAAUUUGGACUCUCAUAUGAACGCUCACUACUGCAAUUAUGUUUGCUCGGAAUGUGGAGACACUUUUGUCACUGAAAAUAGAUUAAAACACCAUAUUAUGAUACACAACACGGGCAAGUUUUCGUGCGGGCAUUGCGGGAAGACGUUCUCUUUGGAGAAGUACAAGAAAAAACACGAAGCGAUGGUGCAUAAAGAAGCUAAGUUGUUCAAAUGCGCGGAUUGUGGCGAAGCGUACCAUUCUGAGUACGAAAGGCAUUUGCACAUAGUCGAGAAACACAAGGAGAGGGUGCGGAUGUCGACCUGCGAAUUCUGUGGGAAGACUUACGAUUGGAAGCCAUACUACAUGGCCCAUUUGAGGAAAGUUCACCACAAAGUGAAGAAUUAUAAGUGCAAUUAUUGUAACAAAUGUUUUCUUAGCGGACACGAAUUGAAAAUGCACGUGCAAAGGCACACGGGGAAAGGCAAGCAUGUGUGCAUGUUUUGCGAGAAGAAUUACGUCACUUUUACAGAGCUGAAGAAGCAUAUGAAAAAGCACGCCGCUGAGAUAAUGUACGUGGACGAAGAUAGCGUUGUAGUGAGCCAAAGCUAAUUUUAAUAGUGUGAGUUACAUUUCAUACAGCGCCAUCUAGUACCAAACCAAGCAAAGCUUGUACUUUUACUGUGGACCUUUUCACACUUGAAGUUACGUGUGGUACAAAAUGUACAUUUUGUUACGACCUUAAUGAAUUUCUAGAUUUUCUAGUUUAAUUUACUUAUAAUUUAGUAACUAAGGUGCAUUGGAUUCUAGGACGUGUAUAGAUCGUUUCAUCCACGAAGACGCGGACACCAUUCUUCCGCCAAUGUUUGAGUGUUAUCGGUACACGCUAAAUCAUCCAUGAGUGCACACGCACACUACAAUAAUGACUCCCCGACCAAAAAUUGGUGAAUAUAUUUUUGAAUAAUUCGAAAAAAAACGAAUCAAACAGUCUCACACUACAGAGGGUUUAUGAAAAUCGAAAAAAAUGUUACUGUUCCAUAAAAUCAAAUGAGUUUGGGUUCUGUCUGUACAUGAUAGUUAAAUGUGUUUGUUUGAGCAUAAAUUCAUAAUUUAUGCUCAAUAAAAUUAGAUUGAUUAAAAAUCCGUCUGAAUGAAAAUUGCAAUUACCUAUUUAUAAAAGACAAUCAUUAAUAAUGUAUUUUGAUAAUUGGUUAAUAUCGAAGAUGUUAAAUGAAUGGAAUCAUUAAGUGAAAAUCACUAUAAAAUCCAGCGACAUCUGCGAUCGCCACUACUGAGCUUCGGCAAGACAGACACCAUAUUAUAGACUUAGAGCUAGUGAACGCCAGACCUACGUCACUUUAUAAUGCUCCCAAUAUAGGCACAGAAUAAUAAUAAGUACCUUGUACAGAAGUUUUACUUCGCGAAGGUAUUUAAAAAAAUGUAUGCUCAAUGUCAUAAACAAUAUGGUGUAAUUUAGCUUGUCUCAAGAGUCAAGCACCAUAAAUUAUUUGUUGGGACUUUGGGACUUGGACUACAGUAAUAUUUGAGUCACUUUGACCGGUCAUUUAUGGUUUUUGACCAUCGUGACCGGUCAGAUUCCGUAAAUUUACAUCUCUUUUCAUGAUGCACCAACAUUCUAACCUAUAUUGGGACCAUACGCUGACAAACUUUCAGCUUUUAUAACGUAGGUCUGGCGUUCACUAAUAACUCUUAGUCUAAUAGGGGUAUAAAAAGUCGCCUCAAAAUGCAGGACAUUUAAAAUGUAAAUUGGUUUAACGUUGUAUUAAUUUUAUUGUAAUUAGAAAAUAGGGUGUGUUUGUGUAUGAUUAGUUUAUAAUAAAUGAAUGAAAUCUUUUGUAAGAUAAGCUUAGUUUCAAGCAGUUGUUAAAAAUAAUAUAAUUAUGUCAUUGUUAUUUGCCAAUCCGCGCCUCGCGUCUUGACUGGGGUCAAAAUAACUAAGCUAUCAUUAUUUUUCUUUUUUUUUAAUUUAAGGGACUCCUUGGUGUUUAUAAUUUGUUGACGUCAUCUACUAUAAUAUUUUACCCUAUCGGCGUUGCGUGGCCUAAGUUAGAUGAAAAAAGUUGUAAGAAAUGAAAUCGCAGAAUAGAAAUUUUCCUAAAUUAAUUGUAAAAGUUAUAUUGUAAAUUUUGAGAAACACAAAUGAGUUUUGUUUGUUCGUUCUACAAGUAUUUUUAAGCCGGGAUCAGACGGGUGUAAUGUGUUAUGUAACAUGAAUUCUACGUGUGGACGGCACUACGAGCAUUACAUUUAAAGUGCUGCCCAUUCUAUUUCCAUUACAUUACACGAUACAUUCCAUUACACGUUACACUCGUCUACCCGGCCUUAGAUUAAUUACAUGGAAGUGUGACCCUUAUGUUGAUAGUUAACUUUUGAAUUAAUAAAUGCCAAAAGUUUC
Messenger RNA from Ostrinia furnacalis (Asian corn borer), 3725 nucleotides. RefSeq names its product zinc finger protein 431-like. Gene Ontology annotation, molecular function: DNA-binding transcription activator activity, RNA polymerase II-specific; RNA polymerase II cis-regulatory region sequence-specific DNA binding; DNA-binding transcription repressor activity, RNA polymerase II-specific. Gene Ontology annotation, biological process: regulation of transcription by RNA polymerase II. NCBI's taxonomy places the organism in Eukaryota, Metazoa, Arthropoda, Insecta, Lepidoptera, Crambidae. The coding region runs from base 134 to 1921 and encodes 595 amino acids. Gene Ontology annotation, cellular component: nucleoplasm; nucleus. The record is from RefSeq and is a predicted model, not a curated record. The transcript has 6 exons.